AUGUCUUUCCUUCAUAAUCAUUCUUGCGAGUGCGUUAAGUCAGAAUUGGAUUUGUUUGCACUACCGUCUACACAAACUAGCAUUGAAAAUGGAUUGUGGAUUCAUUAUAAACCAAUUUCAUCUCUUGGUGAUGAUGGACCUAUCGAGUUUCAAGUUCCUGGGACCGGCGAUGACUACAUAGAUUUGUCUCAUACAUUACUCCACAUAAAGGCAAAAGUAUUAAAUCAAGAUUCAACUAACUUGGUAUCUACUACAAUAGUAGCACCUGUAAAUAAUUGGCUGCAUUCACUUUUUAGUCAACUUGAUGUUUAUUUAAACCAAAAACUUGUAUCACCACCUAAUAAUACCUAUGCAUAUCGAGCAUACAUGGAAACCCUUUUAAACUAUGCCCCUGCUGCUAAACAAUCUCAUCUUACUUGUAGUCUUUGGUAUGAGGAUACAGCAGGAAAAAUGGAUUCUACAGAUGGUAAAAACAUAGGAUUUGUUAAAAGACAGGAAUUGAUUAGUGAAAGUAAGGAAAUAGAAAUGAUUGGUCAUCUUCACGGUGACAUUUUUAACCAAGAUAAAUUUUUAAUUAAUGGUGUUGACAUGAGUGUUAAAUUGGUUCGAUCAAGAGAGAGUUUUAAUUUAAUUGUUGGGUCGAACGAUGUAAAGUUUAAAGUUUGCAUUACGGACGCAACUCUUAUUGUGCGACGAGCACGAAUUAAUCCAAGUGUAUUACUCGCACAUCAAAAAGUUUUAGCUUCUACCACUGCUAAAUAUCCUAUUACUCGAGCUGAAGUAAAAGUUUUAACAAUUCCUUCAGGUGUUCAAGGAAAAACUCUUGAUAAUAUAUUUUUAGGACAGGUACCGAAAAGAUGUAUAAUUGGAUUUGUGAACAAUUCUGCAUUUAAUGGUUCCCUUACUAAAAAUCCAUUUAACUUUGAAAACUAUGGUAUUAAUUCUUUCAGCUUAUAUAUUGAUGGUCAACAAAUACCUUCAAAAGCUUUGCAACCAUCUUUUAAUAAUAGCAUAUUUACAUCAGCAUAUCAUACUCUAUUCUCGGGAACUGGUAUUCACUUUCUUAAUGAAGGAAAUGGAAUCUCUUGUGAACAGUAUGGCAAAGGUUACUGUCUAUUAGCAUUUGACUUAACUCCUGAUUUAUCAGCUAACUCAUCAACUCAUUGGAAUCUCAUAAAGCAUGGUAGUGUAAGAAUAGAAGUACGAUUUGAAUCCUCAUUAAUACAAACAAUUAACUGUAUAGUUUAUGCUGAGUUUGAUAAUAUUAUUGAGAUAGAUAAAAACAGAAAUGUUACUGUAGACUAUAGUAGUUAA
Parnassius mnemosyne (clouded apollo) is the source of this 1314-nucleotide messenger RNA. Lineage: Eukaryota; Metazoa; Arthropoda; Insecta; Lepidoptera; Papilionidae. The record is from the annotation of a GenBank genome assembly.